AAGACAGCAGGAAAUCCUGGAUUCAAACCUCUAUUGGGUUUUUGUUUUGCUUUUGUUUCCUUUCAUUUUGCCUUAAGAAGAUGAACAAUGAAACUGCAACCCUGAUAUCCUUGAAAGAGACGAUGAAAAGAGUAGACCACAAACUCCAAGCUUUAGAAGCACAGUUUAAAGAACUGGACUUCACCAAGGAUAAUCUGACACAGAAAUUUGAACAUCAUAGCAAAAUGCUGGCAAGCCAGGCAGCCCAAAAUGAGCUGUGGACAGCAGUUCUGGCACUCAAGUUCACUUCAAUGGAAUUAAAUAUUAUAUACAGCUAUGUCGUGGAAGUACUCAUCUGCUUGCACACUCAUGUGCUUGAGAAGCUGCCAGACCUGGUGAGAAGUCUUCCUACCUUAGCCUCCGUCCUUAGAAGAAAAGUCAAGAACAAGCGCAUUAGAGUUGUAUGGGAAUCUGUCCUGGAGGAGUGUGGGCUGCAAGAAAGAGAUACCACAGCACUUUGUACCUUCUUUAUUGCACAUGGUAACAAGGCAGAACACUACAGUGCCAAAGUGAGACAGAUGUACAUCAGGGAUGUCACUUUCAUGAUCACCAACAUGGUAAAGAACCAGGCUCUGCAGAAUGCUUUGCUGAUGGCUGUCCAGCUCAUUGAGAAGGGGAAAGCAGUGACAGCCCCUGGAGAGCAAAAGUCAUCCCUAAAAGAGUUGAUGCCAAUUGUCAAAAACUAGCCUUUUCCCUUAUGACAUAGCAAUUCCACUCCCAGUAAUUUAUCUUGCAAAUGGGGAAAAAAUAUGUAUGUACAAUUUUGCUAUGGACUUACGGUAUUUUUAUUAUAGCAAAAGUUGGGAGAGUAUUAGAGAAAUUAUGAUAAAUUGAUACAAUGGAUAUUUCUGUAUAGUCAUACAAAAGAAUGAAGAAGCUCUUUGGGUUUGGUUCAAUAAAUAGAGCAUCUGCCUGUGGACUGAAGGGUCCCAGGUUUGAUUCUGGCCAAGGGCACAUGCCUAGGUUGUGGGCUCGAUCCCCAGUAGGG
Molecule: messenger RNA, 1027 nt
Organism: Myotis myotis
Lineage: Eukaryota; Metazoa; Chordata; Mammalia; Chiroptera; Vespertilionidae
Gene: SMCO1
Product: single-pass membrane protein with coiled-coil domains 1
Exons: 3
Coding region: 81-725 (214 amino acids)
Source: RefSeq, a predicted model, not a curated record